AUGACACAAUACAGCGACGACGACCUCGACUCGGCCUACGGCGACGACUCGCUCAUCGGCGACGACACAAAGACCCUUUCCACCUACAUCACCGACUACCGCUACGAGUUCGGCCGCCGGUACCACUCCUACCGCGAUGGCGCAUACUGGGGACCGAACGAUGAACCGGCGAACGCGCAGCAGGAUCUCGCUCACCACAUGUAUUUCCUCACGCUCGACGGGCAGCUGCACCUGGCGCCGAUCGAGAACCCGCAGGAAAUCCUCGACGUCGGCACCGGCACCGGUAUCUGGGCAAUCGACGCCGCCGACGAAUACCCCUCUGCCCGCGUCACCGGCGUCGACCUCUCACCGAUUCAGCCUUCCUUCGUGCCCCCGAACUGCAUAUUCGAAAUUGACGACAUCACCCUACCCUGGACGUACGCCGAGAACCAAUUCGACUUUAUCCAUAUCCGCGAGAUGUUCGGGUGUAUCCCCGACUGGGACGAGUUCUUCCGGCAUUGCUGGCAUUGUCUGAAGCCGGGCGGAUAUAUCGAGGUAGUGGAACACUCGGUGCAGCCGAUCGCAGAUGAUGAGACGAUGGGCCCAGAUCACUUUUAUCACGAAUGGGGGAGAAUCGUCGUCGAGUCGGGGGAGCGGUCGGGCAAGACAUUCACGAUCUGGGAGGAGAGCUCGGCGCGACUGAAGGACGCGGGGUUCGUGGAUAUCGUGGAAAAAGGGUUCAAGUGGCCGAUGAACGGGUUCGCCUCACAAUUUCGAGAAUUCUGUACGGUCGCUAAUGCUGGACAACGGUGUAGAUGGAGCUCAGACCCAACAUUGCACGAACUCGUAAGUUGCACCCUUCUCUCGGCUCCCGAUCGCGCUGACUCGGUUGCUCGCCAAGGGCCGCUGGAACCAAUUCCGCCUGAAUGGUGGCAUCGAAGGAUUCAUGCUCCGCCUCCUCACAACGACGCUGGGCUGGUCGUACGAGAGUGCCCAGGUCCACCUCGCACAGAUGCGGGCUGCUCUGCGGGAUUACCGGACGCACGCCUACCUCCCGGGGACAGUGGUGUAUGCUCGAAAACCGGGGCCGGGGACAUCGCCCCCGGUUCGCUGAGCCUGUAG
This is a messenger RNA of Aspergillus mulundensis, 1101 nucleotides long. RefSeq lists its product as uncharacterized. Lineage: Eukaryota; Fungi; Ascomycota; Eurotiomycetes; Eurotiales; Aspergillaceae. The transcript is spliced from 4 exons. Gene Ontology annotation, molecular function: methyltransferase activity. Bases 1 to 1101 code for a protein of 366 amino acids. The record is from RefSeq and is a predicted model, not a curated record.